This is a messenger RNA of Phragmites australis (common reed), 1143 nucleotides long. Its product is annotated as probable cytokinin riboside 5'-monophosphate phosphoribohydrolase LOGL1. The coding region runs from base 219 to 881 and encodes 220 amino acids. Gene Ontology annotation, biological process: cytokinin biosynthetic process. The transcript has 7 exons. Gene Ontology annotation, molecular function: hydrolase activity, hydrolyzing N-glycosyl compounds. The record is from RefSeq and is a predicted model, not a curated record. NCBI's taxonomy places the organism in Eukaryota, Viridiplantae, Streptophyta, Magnoliopsida, Poales, Poaceae. Gene Ontology annotation, cellular component: cytosol; nucleus.
UGCGGGCUCCUGUAGGCAAUUUGGUUUGGGCCAGUUGACCCACACAAUUAUUUACGAGAUUAUUAAAACAGGGCGAUCGCAUCAUCAGAAUCCUUCUUCCCUUAAUGCCGCCUUCAUUUGAAGCUCCCUGAGACGCAAGAGGCAGCACUCAGAGCACACAGAAACCUCAUCUCCUCCCCGGUCUCCGUCCCGGGCCCAACGAGGAGGCCGCGGCUGCCAUGGGCGACACCGCGACCGCAGCGCCGGUGGCGCCGAGAAGGUUCGGCAGGAUCUGCGUCUUCUGCGGCAGCAACCCCGGCAACCGCACGAUCUUCGGGGACGCCGCGCUCGACCUCGGGAAACAGCUGGUAGCGAGGGGGAUCGAUUUGAUCUAUGGCGGCGGCAGCGUCGGUUUGAUGGGCCUGAUCGCGCAGACGGUUCUUGAUGGCGGCUGCCGUGUCCUCGGGGUGAUUCCAAAAGCACUCAUGCCCCUUGAGAUAUCUGGUGCAAGCGUUGGAGAAGUAAAGGUUGUCUCUGACAUGCAUGAGAGGAAAGCUGAGAUGGCGCGACAAUCUGAUGCCUUCAUUGCUCUUCCUGGAGGGUAUGGUACAAUGGAAGAGUUGUUAGAGAUGAUAACAUGGUCACAACUUGGAAUUCAUGACAAACCAGUUGGAUUGCUAAACGUUGACGGUUACUAUGACCCGUUGCUUGCGCUAUUUGAUAAGGGCGCCAUGGAAGGUUUUAUUAAGCAAGAUUGCAUAGAUAUAAUUGCUUCAGCACCGACUGCACAUGAAUUGCUGCAAAAGAUGGAGCACUACACUCGGUCACACCAGGAGGUAGCCCCACGGACAAGCUGGGAGAUGUCGGAGCUGGGUUAUGGAAAAGCACCAGAGGAGUCAUAGCAUACGCUUGCCAAGAUGACAUUGUUGCUGAAGUCCUCUUGUUCUUCGUCUAGCACUAGUGUUACUGGACUGGGGGCAUCGGCUUGCAAGUAUCGUCUUCUGAUUUACCUUUUUAGUUGCGUUUCAUGCUACCUGUGCGUUCAAUUGUUACUUCAUCUGGUGAAGAAGUAUAAGAAUUUGUAUCUACUUCGACAGUAACAGUGUGGGCAAAUGCACACAUGGUUAUGAUUUAUAUUACUCUGUUCGCCUUGUUUGUGAUGAA